This is a messenger RNA of Mixia osmundae IAM 14324, 324 nucleotides long. RefSeq lists its product as uncharacterized. The coding region runs from base 1 to 324 and encodes 107 amino acids. The record is from RefSeq and is a predicted model, not a curated record. The transcript has 3 exons. NCBI's taxonomy places the organism in Eukaryota, Fungi, Basidiomycota, Mixiomycetes, Mixiales, Mixiaceae.
AUGCCCGAAACGUGCCGCUAUUCAUUGGCCACGGCAUGCGUGAUCACGUCGUUCCGUGCGUCCUGUCACGUCUAUACUGCCGUUGUUGAUGCUUACCUGGGUGACAGUUAUCAAUGGGCGAAUGCAUCAGUCUCAUAUCUCGAGCACCAGCUUGGCAUGACGCGGGUGACGAUGAAAACCUAUCCCGAGCUGGCCCAUUGGGUCAGCGCAGAAGAGCUGCAAGACUUGCUGCAUUGGCUGCAAGACAUCCUUGCGAUCAAAUCGACAGUGAUUGGUGCGGGAGACAUAUACGACCAUCCCGCUGACGUGUCAUCGCCAUUGUAA